This is a messenger RNA of Parnassius apollo (apollo), 1422 nucleotides long. The record is from the annotation of a GenBank genome assembly. NCBI's taxonomy places the organism in Eukaryota, Metazoa, Arthropoda, Insecta, Lepidoptera, Papilionidae.
AUGGAAAAUAUUAAUCCAAAUAUUGUGAAGUUAGAAUAUGCUGUGCGCGGGCCGCUGGUCAUUCGUGCUGCUGAAAUAGAAAAGGAGCUUGAAAAGGGCGCCCAAAAACCUUUCAAAAGGGUUAUCAAGGCGAACAUUGGCGAUGCUCACGCUAUGGGACAGAAACCUAUCACAUUCAUCAGACAGGUAGUAGCAUGCGUGAGUUACCCGGAGCUAAUCGAAAAGUACGACUUUCCCUCGGACGUGAAGCAGCGGGCCAGGGAAAUUCUGAAAGCGUGCGGCGGUGGGUCGGUGGGCUCGUACUCGAUGUCGCACGGCAUUGAGUUGAUCCGGCGGCACGUGGCGGAGUACAUUGAGCGGCGCGACGGUCACGCGUCCGACUGGCGCAACGUGUGCCUUUCGGCCGGCGCAUCAAACGCCAUCAAGAACGUCCUCCAGCUUCUAUGCAACGAUAUCAACGGUCAACCGUCAGGUGUGAUGAUCCCCAUUCCGCAGUACCCGCUGUAUUCAGCGUCUUUGGCUGAAUACGGCUUGGAGCAAGUCGGCUACUAUCUGAAUGAGGAAACCAACUGGGGACUUGAUAUUUCCGAGCUUGAGCGAUCGCUGUCUGAAGCCAGUAAGAAGUGUAAUGUUCGCGGCUUAGUCGUCAUCAACCCGGGAAAUCCCACGGGACAGGUGUUGACGCGCGAGAACAUCGAAUCAAUUCUGAAGUUCGCACACAAGCACAGCUUGCUUUUAUUUGCCGACGAGGUGUACCAAGAUAAUAUCUACGCUGAGGGCAGCAAGUUCUACUCCUUCAAGAAGGUGGUCCGCGAGAUGGGCGAGCCGUACAGCUCAGAGCUGGAGCUGGCGUCGUUCAUGUCGGUGAGCAAAGGCUACAUGGGAGAAUGUGGGCUCCGUGGAGGCUGGAUGGAGCUGCUCAACUUCGAUCCGGAAGUGCAGGCGCAGCUCUUCAAGUGCAUCUCGGCCAUGCUGUGCCCCACCACACUGGGACAGACAGCUGUUGACUGUGUUGCGAAACCCCCUCAGCCGGGAGAGCCGUCAUACGAGCUGUGGCUGAAAGAGAAGACUGCCGUGCUGUCGUCCCUCAACAAGAGAGCUAAGAUGAUAGCCGACGUCUUCAACUCCAUGCCGGGCUUCACUUGCAACGUUGUCCAGGGCGCGAUGUACGCGUUCCCGCAGAUCGAGAUGCCAGCGAAGGCUAUCGAGGCCGCGAAGGCGGAAGGCAAGGUGCCCGAUGCCUUCUACGCGUUCAAACUGCUCGAGGAAACUGGCAUCUGUAUCGUGCCGGGUUCCGGGUUCGGGCAGAAGCCCGGCACCUUCCACUUCCGCACCACCAUCCUGCCACAGCCAGAGUUGCUGCAGCAGAUGCUGGACACCUUCAGAGAUUUCCACGCCAAGUUCACUGCAGAGUACGCCUAG